GGAGAAAGAGACGAGAGUCACAACAGGAAAAAAAAAGAAAAAAGAAAAAAAGAAAAGUGGCCAAGACAAAGGACUGGACAGCGUGCGGUGUGGAGGGGGGACCGGAGGACAGACCGCGGGGGUCCGGCGGACAGACCAGCGGGUGCUGAUCAAGCCUCAUUUUCCAGCUGGUCGCUCGGUUCCUGUGGAAGUGAAGCUCCGUGGUCAGCAGUCCUGAGAUGGAGAAGCUCCAGGCCCGGUGACCAGCUUUAAUGAGCUGUCAACAAAGUCUCUCAGGCCAUGGAGGAAGUGGAAACAGACGGACAGUAAUGGCAGUUUGACUGACAGCCGUCAGAGGAGGGAUCUUCCAUUUGAGUGUCCUUGUUGAAGAUUUUUUUUUUUUUUGGGGGGUUAAUCCCUCGUGGUGACCUUUCUUCAGGGCCGUCCUUCACAGAGAGCAGGUGUUGCUGUGCCGAACAGCCACAGAUCUCGUUUACCUCGCAGCCCCCACCACACACACACACACUCACAGACACACACACACAAGCGCCUCUCUUCCAAGCGGCUGAGGGGUUGCCGUGGCAACGGUUGUCAUGAUGCCGAUGUAGCGACCCGUGAGUGGUCGGAGUGGAGGUAGUGGUGGAGCCGGAGGAGGUCGUGGCGGUGCUGGUGGCGGCGAGCAUCCAGGGAUGGGGAGCGCUCCGUAUCCAGCCGGCGAGUGGAAGGGGAAGGGGCGAGGCGGCCUGCAGGAGCUGGGCUGCAUGCCCUGGAAGGUCAGCAAGCAGAAAGGUGGCGGCGGCGGUGGAGGAGGUGGAGGGGAAGUGUUGGUGGGAGCAGAGGACAGGAGGCACAGGGAUCCCAGGGACACGCCGCAGCAGCAGGAUCUGUCAUCCUCCUCCUCCUCCCUCGCCCCUCCAGCUCCUCCCCAACCUUCGAUGACACUUCCAGCCAUCUAUCACGAGAAGCAGCGGAGGGAGCUGUGCGCCCUGCACGCGCUCAAUAACGUCUUCCAGGAUGGGACCGCCUUCAGCCGGGACACCCUGCAGGAGAUAUACCAGAGGCUUUCUCCCAGCACCAUGGUGACCCCUCACAAGAAGAGCAUGCUGGGAAAUGGGAACUACGACGUAAACGUCAUCAUGGCCGCCCUGCAGACGCGAGGCUUCGAGGCAGUCUGGUGGGAUAAAAGAAGGGACGUCGGCAGCAUCGAGCUGUCCAACGUGGAGGGUUUCAUCCUGAACGUACCGUCCAACCUGCGCUGGGGGCCGCUCCGCCUGCCGCUCAAACGCCAGCACUGGAUCGGCGUCCGAGAGGUGGGCGGGGUCUACUACAACCUGGACUCCAAGCUGCGCAGCCCUCAGCCCAUUGGCCACCCAGAUGAGCUCAGGAAGUUUCUCCGCCAGCAGCUGCGAGGAAAGAACUGUGAACUCCUGCUCGUGGUCUCGGAAGAGGUGGAGGCCCACCAGGCAUGGAGGUCUGACGGCUGAGGGCCCGACCAGCCAGUCGCAGCUACACCCGGGGCCAAAGCGGCCAUUCCCAGAAUGAGCCGGAGCUGUACACAGCCACUCGCAUCGGUGCACACUUGCAGAGAUAUAUCUAUAUAUAUAAAUAUAUUUUUUGCCCCUCUUUUUUGGGUUUUGUUUACACAGCCAUUGCAGGACAUCUGAUGAGAUGCAAUGAAGGAAGCAAACACUUUUUUUCCAGGGAGAAUUAAACAAUCACAGAGCUCUCUCACAGCACGGUUAAGAAAAACUGAUCCUCUUUCUGCUUUUCUUUUUGUGUUUUUAUACAUAUUGAUACAUAUUUUUCAGUGUCUUUUUUUUGUUUUUGUUUCAACUUUCCAAAGUCAUGGGAUGUCAGGCUCGGCGUGUUCAUGUGCCUGCUCACGUGAUCAUCGUGUCCGGCUUCAGUCGUCAUGUCCACGCUGUCACCGUCUCUGUAUUUUCCGUCCUUCGAUUUCACCAAAGCGUGCCCUCCCUUUCCCGCCUCGCUCCUCCCUGUUUUCACAUCGCGGCUCGGCGAUCUGUCACAGUUGCCAACUUUGUAUCCCCGCACUAGGCAGCGACACUUGAGCGGCGACUCGGAGAGCCCGCAGACCCGAACAGUUUUAUAUGGCAACACAGCAAUGCAACACACAGGCAGAGCACUCGCGUCUUUCCAUGCCAUUUGUUCUAAUGAGUCAUGCUGAAAAGGUUAUUCUGACAUGAGGAAGUCGUCUUCAAGUAAAAUUUAGGUGAUCAUGAAACCUGCGAUCUAAAUUUGAAAAAGAUGAAAGCUGAUUUUUUUUUUUUUUUUUUUUUUACCUCUGAAAUACAUGAGAAAUCACCUUUUAUUUCAUAUGUUGCAAUCGCAUGAACCAACAAAACAAACAACAAUGUUACUCUUCUGUUUGAUCAGAGCCACAGUGAUAUCGGAUAGUUUCAAAUGAAAAAUCCCAUAUGUUGCUGCAGGUUUUUGUCCAAAGGUUUCAGCGGUGCAGCAGCCCUCUGUAGCAAAGCAGCUCACCUUCUUCCAAAAUAUCCUGGGGUUUUUUUUUUUGUCUUCAGACUCGGCUCAGAGAGCCUGUCGCAGUCAGCGGUGGUCUCCGAAGUGUGGGAGGAGGAAAGUGGCUGGUUAGAGAAUGAGAUGACGGAGGAGAGGCUGAGAGCCGAAGACUUUAUUGAAGAGGAAUGUAGGUGAAGGAAAGUGGAAG
Salarias fasciatus (jewelled blenny) is the source of this 2668-nucleotide messenger RNA. RefSeq names its product Josephin domain containing 1 (gene josd1). Gene Ontology annotation, molecular function: cysteine-type deubiquitinase activity. NCBI's taxonomy places the organism in Eukaryota, Metazoa, Chordata, Actinopteri, Blenniiformes, Blenniidae. Gene Ontology annotation, biological process: protein deubiquitination. Bases 669 to 1463 code for a protein of 264 amino acids. The record is from RefSeq and is a predicted model, not a curated record. The transcript is spliced from 5 exons.